AUGCUUAACUUCCGAAGAAAGAAGUCGGCAGAGUCCGAGGCAACGGCGCAAGAGGCCGUCGCCGUCGACGAUGCGCCCCGCCAACCGUUCCGGAAGGCCAUUGUGCCCGUCAUCGCCUGCGGUGCCGGUCUCUUCUCCGACGGUUACAUCAACAACGUCAUCGGAUCCGUCACCACGAUCCUCGCACUGCAGUACGGCGACCUCUAUAAGAACUCCAACGCCAAGAAGUACGUUGGCGACAUCGCAUUUGCUGGCACCGUCGUUGGACAACUCGCGUUCGGCUGGCUCGCUGACCAUUGGUCGCGAACCAACUCGCUGCUCGUGUCGACCGUUAUCCUGCUCGUCUUCACUGCGCUCGCCGCCGGAUCCUAUUACAAGGGUGACGAUAUUGGCAUGUUCAACAUCCUGGCCGCAUGGCGAUUCUUUGUCGGUAUCGGCAUUGGAGGAGAGUACCCCGCGGGUAGCGUCGGCGCAGCAGAGUCCACCGGCGAGCUAAAGUCGGGUUCGAGAAACUUAUGGUUCAUUAUGUUCACAAACACCAUGAUUGAUUGGAGCAUAGCAUUCGUGCCAUACGUCGUCGCAGCCGCUUGCCACAAUGGUCACUACAGCACCAUCUGGCGCACCAGCUUGGGCAUCGGCGUCGUAUUCCCCAUGUUCCUCUUCGCCCUCCGUCUCUUCGUCAAGGAGCCCGAAGCAUCGACCAAGAACUCAAUGCGCUACGCGAAGACGCCCUACCAUCUCUCACUCAAGUUUUACGGAUGGCGCCUCUUCGUCGUCAGCUUGAUCUGGUUCAUCUAUGAUUUCUCCGCUUACUCCUUCGGUAUCUACUCCUCAACAAUCUUGAGCAACCUGUAUGGAGAUACGGCCCCGCUCACCACCGUCUUCGGCUGGAACACGGUCAUCAACCUGUUCUACAUCCCCGGUACCAUGCUUGGCGCCCCGGCCUCGGACUGGCUUGGUCCUCGCUACGCCCUCGCCCUCGGUGUCUUCCUGCAGGCCGUCGUCGGCUUCAUCAUGGCCGGCGACUAUUUCAACUUAUCGCAGCCCGGCAUGGUCGGCGGCUUUGUCGUCGUCUACGGCAUCUUUUUGGCGCUCGGCGAGUUCGGUCCCGGUAACAACAUCGGUCUGCUUGCCGCAAAAACUUGUGCGACGGGCAUUCGCGGCAAGUACUAUGGUGUCGCUGCUGCCAUUGGCAAGAUUGGCGCUUUCGUCGGUACAUGGGUUUUCCCGUACAUCCAAGCAGCCGCCGGUGACAACGCCGUCGCCUCUGCCCAAUACCCCUUCUGGGUAUCCUCCUCGCUUUGCGUCUUGUCCGCCGCCCUCGCGAUUUUCUGCCUGCCGCACAUCGGCCAAGACACUAUUGCACUCGAGGACGCGCGCUACCGCGCUUACUUGGAAGCAAACGGCUACGACACCCGCCAGCUCGGCAUGAAGAGGGGCGAGAGUUUCGAGAACACCGAUGCUGAGAUUCCCGCUGAGGGCCUGACUGAGACUACCAAGGGCGAGAAGGUGGCGGCUUAG
Messenger RNA from Colletotrichum tamarilloi, 1521 nucleotides. Its product is annotated as major facilitator superfamily transporter. The record is from RefSeq and is a predicted model, not a curated record. The coding region runs from base 1 to 1521 and encodes 506 amino acids. NCBI's taxonomy places the organism in Eukaryota, Fungi, Ascomycota, Sordariomycetes, Glomerellales, Glomerellaceae. The transcript has 6 exons. Gene Ontology annotation, molecular function: transmembrane transporter activity. Gene Ontology annotation, biological process: transmembrane transport.